This is a messenger RNA of Rosa rugosa (rugosa rose), 831 nucleotides long. RefSeq lists its product as uncharacterized. Bases 1 to 831 code for a protein of 276 amino acids. Gene Ontology annotation, molecular function: RNA-DNA hybrid ribonuclease activity; nucleic acid binding. NCBI's taxonomy places the organism in Eukaryota, Viridiplantae, Streptophyta, Magnoliopsida, Rosales, Rosaceae. The record is from RefSeq and is a predicted model, not a curated record. The transcript has 3 exons.
AUGGCCCAGUGGGUGCUAAUGAUAAAUACUGGCGGAGUGUGUGGCAUAGCAAGGUACCACCCAAGCUUUUGGGCUCUAAGUGAAUUGGGUCGGAAAGCCUAUAGAGUGGGGGCUACAAGCUUGGUUGAUUGGAUUAAGAACGUGGUGGAUGCAUGCAUGAAUGGUGUUUUUAAUGCAACAAAUGCUGCUGAGUGGGCUGUGAAAUUCUUACAUGAUUACCAACAGGUUCACCCCAUUGGGCAGAGCAAAAGCAGACGAGCUACGGCUAAGUGGAGGAACCCCCCUUCCGGAAGACUCAAAGUCAAUGUGGAUGGUAGCUACAGGCCUGAAUUUGGAGAUGGUGGAAUUGGUAUAGUAGUACGUGAUGAUCACGGUACUUGUGUGGCAGCUAUGGCAAGAUAUUUCCCUAAAGUGCUUUCUGCUUUUCAUAUGGAGGCAGAGCCCUUUAAGGCAGGACUUCUCUUGGCUAUCUACCAAGGGUGGGAUGGGUUUGAACUUGAAAGUGAUUGCUCACUGAUGGUUGCUGCGUUGAACCAGAAUAUGGAAGACAGAUCUGACGUUGGGCGUAUUAUCGACGAUUGUAAGUCAUAUUUGACAUCUUUACACUCAAUUCAGAUUACUCAUGUCUUUAGAGAAGCAAAUGGUGUCGCUCAUAGAUUAGCACACCUUGCUAGUUCGGCUUACUUAGAUGAUGUUUGGCUAGAUGAGGCACCUGUGAUUAUCCAGGAUGUCCUCUAUGAGAAUUAUUGUAAUCUUAAUAGAGGUCAAGGCUCUAUGUCCCCCUCGAGAUAUGUUCUAAAUUCUAAUAUAAUAAGUCAGGCGUGGGGAUGA